Messenger RNA from Penicillium taxi, 849 nucleotides. RefSeq lists its product as uncharacterized. NCBI's taxonomy places the organism in Eukaryota, Fungi, Ascomycota, Eurotiomycetes, Eurotiales, Aspergillaceae. The transcript has a single exon. The record is from RefSeq and is a predicted model, not a curated record. Bases 1 to 849 code for a protein of 282 amino acids.
AUGCAAGAAGAGAAGCUUUACAUGAGCACAAUGUUCAAGUCAUGGCUGAGAGAGCGCAACAUGGUAAGCCCAGAAAGAAUGGCCGAGAUCCUCGACCACACGUCAACAUUCUUCGAUUACUUCAACAGCCCAGUGCCCAUCCCAAUCAACUCUGCCUUUCAAAAGCUCCCAUUCAAAGUCGGCUUCAGAGAUCGUUUGAAACUUAAUACAAGCAACGAGUUGAUUGACCCAGGCAGUCUCAGUCCUGAUAUCCGCCACUUUCGUCUGAAAUGUAGGAUGAUCAAGGAGUUCAUGCUGAGAACCAGUCAGAAACUAAAAGAGAAUGGUCGGGUCGAUGGUGAAGUGCGCCAUCUACUGAUUAUUCUCUGUGACAGAAUUGAGAGACUGGAUCUUGAGCCCUAUGGGAAGGAGUACGAAAUCAAGCGUAGAAAGGAAGCGGAGCAUCCACUACACAGAUCAAAUAGAGAGAUGGAAGAAGGAGAUGAAGAAAAUGGAGAAGCUCAGAGCUGGAUGACAAUCAAGUUGAGGAAGCAGAGAGCACAAACCCAAGGAUCUGAGGUUGAGAAUACUUCUGCAUUGAACCAGCAGGAGCCAGCAUUUUCACAGUCAGAAGUGGACGUUGAGAUGAAAAGAAUAAUGCGGCAGUAUGCAAAAAGUGAUGAAGAUGGUGUCUUUUGGAAAAUGGUGCAAGAAAGGAGGCAUAGGAAAGAUCUAUUGUAUUCUAAGUCAGAAGCAGAAGCAGAGAUGUCCAGGAUAUGUGAGAAGUAUGCAAAACGAGAUGAAAAUGGGAAUAUCAAGAAGACUUGGAUGCGAGUCAAGCGAGAGAAAGAGGUAGAGGUAAAAAGAUGA